ACAAAACACCGCAAAAAAACAAUUAUAGAUUUUUUCCUCUUGGAAUUUAUUAUGAAGCAUUUUCUUAAAUAUUUUCCAACCAACAGCAAUGAAGAAGAUCUACGCAUAAAAACUUGUAUGGAUGAAAGUGUAUUUUGUAUAUGGGCAAUUUAGUGCAAUAGGAAAUCGUAGAAUUAAGAAGAAAAGACACAACAAAGAAAAUAUAGUGUAACGCAUAAAAGGCUCGAAGAAUGUCUUUCGAGAAAGUGCUGUACAAAUACGAAGAACCUCAUGGACCCGGAGAUGUGUAUUUUAUAUGGCAAAAGGGCUCGCAAGGAGCUCUAUUGGCCACAACAGGAUCUGAUGGUACGGUAGCGGUUUUCAAUAGACAGGGACAAAUGUUGGAGCGAAUAAUGCUGCCAGGUUUGUGCUCUGGUUUUGCCUGGGACAAUGAAGGCGAAAUUUUGGGCAUAAUUACUGCCUCUUCUCCGGUCAUAACACUAUGGAAUGCCACAACUCAACAGAAACAUUCCGUAGAAUCUGGUUUAAGAGACCCCUUGUCUUGUAUUAUAUGGUCGAAACAGGAACAAAUCAUGGCUGUUGGCACUGCCAGAGGUAAUUUGGCCAUUUAUAAUCAUAAAUCAAACAAAAGAAUUCCUGUAUUGGGUAAACAUUCCAAGCGCAUUAAUUGUGGAGCCUGGUCAGCACAAAACCUUUUAGCUCUGGGCUCGGAUGACAAAACAUUUUCGCUGAGCAAUGAAGAGGGUGAUUCCAUGAGAGUUGUACAGCUAAGAGAUGUACCCAGUGACAUGUAUUUUGCUGAGAUGGCCAAUGAGGAUCGAAUAAAUGGCGACAACGCCAUUAGCAUGAUUAUAGGCAAACGUACCUUGUAUUUAUAUUAUUUACCGGAACCGGAUACGCCCACAGAAUUGGGUUUUCAAAGUCGUUAUGGCUCGCUGCUGCAACACAAAUGGUUUGGUGAUGGCUAUAUACUGUUGGGUUUCUCCAAUGGUCAUGUCGUGGCCAUCUCUACACAUCCCAAAGAUAUUGGCCAAGAAUUAUGGCAAGUGAAAAAUCACAAAGAGUUGCUUACAGGUCUGGCUUAUUGUCCAUCUUUGGAAAUUGUGGCCUCUUGUGGUGAUGACAACAUUAAAAUUCAUUCUAUUACAAAUUUACAUGAGACGGAAAAAAUUAUUAACGUACCCGAUCAUUCGGGAGUACAAAUGAUUGAUUGGUCUGCCGAUGGCCAAUUAAUGUCGGUUACCACUAUGACUGGCUCAGUAUUCAUUUAUGUUACUAAGCUGCCUAGCCUGUAUGCAGUAUCGGCACCUAGAAUUGCUAUUUUAAGCAGUUUAGCGGAAGUUUCGAUUUAUGUUUAUUCACCCGAUAAGUCUAAACCACUGCCCUAUCGUCAAACUCUGGAAACCGAACCAAAUGUUCUUGCAAUUGGUCCAUAUCAUCUGGCAUCUUGUGUCGACCGUCAUGUGUGGUUUUAUGAUUUGGGUAAAAGUUUAGGAGAUCAACCCGAACCAUUGAGCGAAAGAGAUUUUUCACAAACCGUAGAAGACAUUAAACUAAAUGCGGAUUAUUGUGCCGUAUUAUGCCCACCACAAUUAAUGUUGCAAGCGAUUGUAACGGACAAUCCCAACGUAAAAGACAAAUUAAUGCAAAUGUUUCCCAAUGCAGUUCCAACAUUAAAUGAUGCUGUUAUAACAUGCUUUGGACUGACGCAGGAAUAUCUAAUAUUUGCCACAGAUAUUGGUCAUUUGGUGUAUUUCUCGCUGGAGAAAUGGGAGAUCUGCACAAUGUAUCGCCAUAAUAUGGGUCUGACAAAAAUGUUCACCGACAACGAGGGCACAAAAUUAAUAUUCAUAGAUGAUCAUGGCCAGGGUUAUGUUUUCUUGCCCGCUUUGGAGGAAGCUAUUCUAAUUGCAGAUUUUCCCAAGAACUGUUUGGUUUGUUUGUGGGAUUUGGCCCAGCCCAAUCAUUUUAUCAGUUACGAUGGCAAAUUGGUUUAUACUCAUGUGUUUGUGCGCUACUCAGUUUAUGGCAGACACACUUUAAAGGCGGGCGAAACAAAAUUAAAUGCAUCCCAAAUACCUGUAAUGUUAUGCGAAGGUGAAAUGGUUUUACACAUUGAUGGUGGCCAAUAUGCUACACAGUCUUUGGCCACCCAUUUGGUGUUGCCCGGCACUAGUCAAAAUGGUAAUCUUAAGAACUUUCUGAACUUACGGAAAUACUCAGAGGCUUUUAAGAUAUGCGAAAGAAUCAAUUUGAAAGGAUCUUGGCUGGAAUUUGCCGAACAGGCUUUGGCGGAUCUGGAACCCACAAUAGCUUUAAGAGCUUUUCGCAAAAUAGGUGAUGUUGCCAUGGUCAAUGUGUUGGAAGAUAUACGCUACUUAGAGGAUGUCUAUUUAAUAAGUGGUUUUUGUUGUCUCUUGCUGCAGAAAUACGAAGAAGCCAAAGAAUUUUUCUUAAAAGGCUCCUAUACCAAAGAUGCCCUGGAUAUAUGCCGCGAUCUAUUGCAAUGGGAACAGGCUUUGUUGUUGGCUCAUAAAUACGAACCCAAUGAAGUGCCAUUUAUAGCACGUGAAUAUGCUCAACAGCUGGAAUUUAAUGGCAAUUACGCAGAUGCCUUAUAUCACUACGAAAAAGGCUAUAAAGAAGAUUUGAUAGAUAAUACCGAAAUACAGCAAUUAGUUAAUAGCUCACCGGAGUAUGAAGAGCAUGUGCGUCUGUGUAAAAUGGGCAUUGCCAGGACAUCCAUACGAGCUGGAGAUUUUAGAAGAGGAAUUCAAUAUGCCGUGGAACUGAAUGACAAACAGUUGCUGUAUGAUUGUGCUGAACUUUUAGCCACUGUGGGUCACAUAACUGAGGCGGCUGGUCUCUAUGAACGCGGGGAAUUUUACGAUGAGGCUUGUUCUCAUUACAUUUCGUUGAAAAUGUGGAAUAAGGCCAAUCAAAUUUUACCAAAUGUAAAAUCUACCAAAUUACAUGCUUUAUAUGCAAAAGCCAAAGAAUCGGAUGGUCAAUUUGAAGAGGCUAUAAAUAGUUAUCGCAUAGCUGGCGAUUUGGAUGCCUGUGUGCGGAUUUAUCUCGAUCAUUUGUCUGAUCCUCAUGCGGCAUCAGAAAUUGUCUUAGAAUCACGUUCCAUGGAAAGUGCCAAACUGUUGGCCAAGUUUUAUCAGAAAAUCGGUGAUAUAGAACAGGCUUUACAAUUUUUGGUCUUGUGUGGCUGUGUGGAAGAGGCUUUCUCGCUGGCCCAGCGUCACAAUAAACUCAAGAGACAUGGUGAGCUGUUGGAGCGUUAUGAAAAUGCUAAAUCUAGUGAUUAUUUGGCAUUGGCUCAGUAUUUUGAAGGUGAAAAGUAUACGCUGCUAGCGGGAAAGUAUUAUUUUUUGGCCCGCGAAUUUACAAAGGCAUUAAGAUUUCUGUUAAAGGCUUCCGCCUUUAGUAAUGAAGAAUCUCAGGCCUUGUCCAUGGCCAUUGACUGUGUGGCCACUUCGAAUAAUGAGCAAUUGGCUACACAGUUAAUAGAGUUUUUAUUGGGCGAAGUGGAUGGUUCUCCCAAAGAUCCGCGCUAUUUAUUUAGGCUGUAUAUGGCUCGUAGGCACUAUAAAGAUGCAGCCAAGACGGCCGUUAUCAUAGCCAAUCAGGAACAAUUGUCUGGAAACUAUAAAGCCGCCAGAGAUUUAUUAUAUUCCAUGUACCAAGAACUAAGGCGUAACAAUCUGUCGGUAACCGCCGAAAUGAGACAUAAUUUGAUAUUAUUACAUCGUUAUACACUGGUGAGGAUACAUGUAAAGCUGGGUAAUCAUUUGAUGGCUGCUAAGCUACUGGUGCAAGUUGCCGCCAAUAUAUCACAAUUUCCAUUGCAUAUCGUUCCCAUAUUAACCUCCACCGUUAUCGAAUGCCAUCGUUCAGGUUUAAAAAAAUCAGCCUUUAUGUAUGCCUCCAUGUUAAUGCGUCCCGAGUAUCGCAAUAGUCUUGAUGCCCGUUACUCGAAAAAGAUUGAAUCGAUUGUGCGCAAGGCUCCCAAAGGUAUUAAAAACUUCCGUGAUGAAAUCGAUGAUGAGACCAUGGAAUGUCCUAUUUGUGAUACAAAUCUGCCCAAUAUGGAGGUUACUUGUUAUAGUUGUAAGACAACCCUACCCAUAUGCAUUGCCACCGGCCAGCAUAUAAUCAAACAACAUAUGACUUCUUGUCCUUCGUGUGAUUUUCCCUGUUUUAGGGCAGAAAUGGAAAAUAUUUUGUCUGAGCUUAAUGAGUGCCCGAUGUGUGAAGAAAAUGUGGAUCCCCAAAAUCUUCUUGAUGUUGAGGAUAUACGCCCCUACAUUUUGGCAUCUUCUUAGUGAAAUUAAUGUCAAUUUUUAUCUCAAUUUUUAGAAUUUAAGUAUUUAUUAUAUUUUGCGCGUAUUUCUUUGUUUAAGCUAAUUCAAUUGACACCAAAUAUAAUUUAAGUAUAGCAAUUUUACUUUAA
Messenger RNA from Calliphora vicina (urban bluebottle blowfly), 4459 nucleotides. RefSeq names its product intraflagellar transport protein Oseg6 (gene Oseg6). Gene Ontology annotation, biological process: cilium assembly; intraciliary retrograde transport. Gene Ontology annotation, cellular component: cilium; intraciliary transport particle A. The transcript has 10 exons. Gene Ontology annotation, molecular function: protein binding. The record is from RefSeq and is a predicted model, not a curated record. NCBI's taxonomy places the organism in Eukaryota, Metazoa, Arthropoda, Insecta, Diptera, Calliphoridae. Bases 231 to 4331 code for a protein of 1366 amino acids.